UGUAAAAGCCCCUUAAUGCCGCUUCCCACCGUGCCCACACCAAACUCUUGCUGUGCCCGCACCGACGCCGCGGGGUCGGACGGAGGCAGCGGUGACGGCUCCUCGUCCCACCGCCGCGCGUGGGGGUCCCGCCGCUCUCCGCACCCCGGGGCCGAGCAGCUCGGGGCCGCCUCCGUCCCGCCCCCGUCGGUCCCGCCCCACCCCGGCGGCCCUAGAAAGGCGGCGGCCGCCCCACCGCCCCCGUGUGCCGGUGCCGUCAUGGCUCUGCCGCCCGUGCUGCGGUUGUGCGCCGUGUUACUCGUGGUGCUGCUCCCCGCGGCUGCCGCGCAGCAGGAGGCGGUGGGAGAAUGUCAGCAGUAUACAAACAGAAGCUGCGAGGAGUGCCUGAAGAAUGUCACCUGCCUGUGGUGUGCCAGCAGCAGGAGGUGUGUGCCAUACCCUGUCCGACGGAUCCUCCCACCUGCUGACCUCUGCGAGCUCCGCUCUGCACGCUGGGGUGUCUGCUGGGUGAAUUUUGAAGCCCUGAUCAUUGCCAUGUCUGUGGUGGGUGGCUCGAUCCUCAUCAUGCUGCUUGUCUGCUGCUGCUGCUGUUGUAAGAAGAAGAGCAAAAAGCCAGACAAGGAGGAUGAAAGAGCUGCCCGUGAGCGGGAGCGCAGACGAGUGCGUCAGGAGGAGAGGAGAGCAGAGAUGAAGUCACGGCACGAUGAAAUCCGAAGAAAAUACGGCCUGUUCAAGGAGGAGAACCCUUAUGCAAAAUUUGAGAACUAGCCUCUCUGGAUCUGCCCCACCUGGUGAAUGGCGUCCUCCUUCUAGACCCACCUCACUCUGGGUUGCUUUCUAGGAGCCCCCUAUGGUGCCACAUGCUGCCACAAGCCCUGCUCAGUGACUCCCCCCAUUCCCCACUCCAGUUCUCAGCUUGCCCUGGGCUUUUGCUGCAGAGGCUGUGCCAGGAUCAGCUGCAGUGCCAGGAUCAGCUGCAGUGCCUGGCCGGGCUGGAACCUCACUCUGUGCCUGGAAACUUGGUGGCAAUAACACUGGGGCUUCACACUCCUCCUUUACUCACCUGGGGGUGGCAGCACAGCACAAUACAACACGGUGCCUGGCUGAGGUGGCCUAGUGUGUCUUCCUUCUGCCUUAUGCAAAGCUGGGUGCGUGCAUUGUGAUGCUCAUGUCCCUGUGUGCAGCAGUGGCUCAGGGGUGCCCUGUCUGCCUGCAGCUCUAUGCAUACACUCACACACCAGCACCAGUUUCUCGCUGCCUUGGGCCUUUGGGGGCAGGCCCUAAAUGCACGCUUCACUUGCAACUAAUCCAGGGACCCUCCACAGCCCCCUCUACCUCUGUGCCUUAUAUUGAUCAUCUCCUGGGCUCGGUGCCUGUUACUGAUUGCAAUACGGUAGGGUUCUGAUGCGAUGUGGUCAAGAUGUAUUAAAUCGAUUUGAUUACUAUCCCAA
Coturnix japonica (Japanese quail) is the source of this 1451-nucleotide messenger RNA. RefSeq names its product PTTG1 interacting protein (gene PTTG1IP). NCBI's taxonomy places the organism in Eukaryota, Metazoa, Chordata, Aves, Galliformes, Phasianidae. The record is from RefSeq and is a predicted model, not a curated record. Gene Ontology annotation, cellular component: cytoplasm; nucleus. Gene Ontology annotation, biological process: protein import into nucleus.